This is a messenger RNA of Rotaria sp. Silwood2, 177 nucleotides long. NCBI's taxonomy places the organism in Eukaryota, Metazoa, Rotifera, Eurotatoria, Philodinida, Philodinidae. The record is from the annotation of a GenBank genome assembly.
AUGCGCAAAACUAUUGGAGAUGUACUUGAUCAAUAUAAAGAAUUUCUUGAAGACAUUUGGAAUGCGAUCUGUGCUGAUGAAGAUCCAUCGUCACUUGUAACCGAAUUCCAAAAUUAUAUUGAAACAUUGAUAAAAGAUACAUGGGAUCCGAUAUUUGUCGAAAUCAAUAAGAUAACA